Molecule: messenger RNA, 1452 nt
Organism: Ambispora gerdemannii
Lineage: Eukaryota; Fungi; Glomeromycota; Glomeromycetes; Archaeosporales; Ambisporaceae
Source: the annotation of a GenBank genome assembly
AUGUCAAUAACAACAGAUUUCUUUACUAUUAUUAAAGCAUUUCUAGUAUUGGUAGUUGUGAGAUACGUCUAUAAUACGAUUUAUAAAGCGUAUUUUGGACCGCUAUCGAAAAUUCCGGGACCAAAAUUGUUCGCGUUGAGCAAUAUUUUCUUCGAUAUAAAACUAUUCAGUGGUGUCAGGUGGAAAUUUACGCAAUUUGUGUUGUUUCCUAAAUAUGGAUCAAUUGUUCGUGCUUCUCCAGAAGGGAUUUUUGUUUCAGAUCGAGACGACAUUAGAAAGAUUAUAGUCACCGAAGAUUUUCAAAAAGCUCCUCGUUAUGCCCUUAUAAGAAGAGACCCACAACAUGAGACUCUAUUUACUGCGACGACCAAACCAUUUCAUAAUGAACGGCGACGUUUAUUAUCUCCCGCUUUCGCGAUAAAAUAUCUUGCAUCCCUCGAUCCACUUGUAAAAGUGUGCGCUCGCGACUUAAUAAUAAAAAUUGAUCAAACGAUCGAGAAAGAAGGACCUAAUGUCAGCGGUGUGAUGAUAAAUAUUUACGAGAUAUUACUUAAUUUUACUUUGGAUACCAUUGGGGAGACAGCAUUUGGUGGAAAGUUUGGUAUGAUUUUGACUGGUAAACAUCCACUGCCGGGUGAAGUUGGGGAAGGAGUUCGACGACGUUUAUUGCGAACAAUAAGUCCCCUAUUGAAACCAUUCUUUGGUGAUAAGGAAUUCCUGUAUAAGUUUGUAGACGACAUCUUGAAAAAACGACGUCAAGAAACAAAUCCACCACGAAAGGAUAUACUACAAAUCGUUCUUGACAUGCAAAAAGAAUCAGGAAUUUCCGAUCUCGAAAUUUUCGAUCAAAUGCUAGAAUUUAUAAUUGCUGGAAGCGACUCCACGGGAUUUUGUAUUUCGAUGGCAGUGAUCACACUUCUCAAACAUCAAGAAAAACUGCAAAAACUAUACGACGAACUAAAAACGGCAGUUCCUUCAAUUGGCCCCGAUAAUUUGCCGGAUCAUGAGACGUUGAAACGACUGCCCUAUUUAAAUGCUGUCAUCAAUGAAUCACUUCGAUUGUAUCCUGCUACCUUUGGAACCGGUCGAAAAAUUGAUAAGGAUGUAAUCCUAAAAGGAUAUCUAAUUCCGAGGGGUACAUACAUAGCCAAUAAUUUUUAUGCGGCACAUCGUUCAACUGAAUACUGGGGCGAAGAUGCUAACGAAUUUGUUCCUGAACGAUGGUUAGACUCUGGAAAAAUUCCGCGUGAUGCGUAUUUCCCUUUUUCAGCUGGCUCGAGGAAUUGCAUAGGACAAAAUUUUGCGUUACUUGAGUUCCGGCUAAUUAUUACGACACUUGUACUUCGCUAUAAAAUGGUUGAUAUACCUGAACAGGAUUUAGAUAUUGUUCAGUUUCUUCUUCCUCGAUUACGUAAUAGAAAGUAUAAUGUUGGAUUUGCUUUCAGAAAGUAG